Messenger RNA from Umbelopsis ramanniana AG, 1039 nucleotides. RefSeq lists its product as uncharacterized. The transcript is spliced from 2 exons. Lineage: Eukaryota; Fungi; Mucoromycota; Umbelopsidomycetes; Umbelopsidales; Umbelopsidaceae. The record is from RefSeq and is a predicted model, not a curated record. Gene Ontology annotation, molecular function: adenyl-nucleotide exchange factor activity; protein-folding chaperone binding; protein homodimerization activity. Gene Ontology annotation, cellular component: PAM complex, Tim23 associated import motor. Gene Ontology annotation, biological process: protein import into mitochondrial matrix; protein folding. Bases 65 to 781 code for a protein of 238 amino acids.
GUAAACAAACUUGAAAAAAAUAAAAAUUCACAGUCCCAAACUCACAUCUCUUACCCCCAACAUAAUGUCUGCCAUCACCUUAAUCAAGACUGCUGCCAUCAGCUCUGCCCGCUUCACCGCUGUUCAAAAGGCCACCCCUGCUCUAUCUUGGGCCGCCAUCUCACGCCGAGCCUAUGCAACAGACAAGGGUGAGGGUUCCACUGAAACUCCUAAGCAAGCCACCACGGAAGAAUCCACCGAGAAGGCCACUGGUGGUAAGACUGCUGAAGAACUUACUGCUGCUUUGGCAGAGAAGGAGAAAAAGCUUGCUGAAAUUCAGGAUGCUUACUUGCGCUGCUUAGCUGACCAAGAGAACCUUCGUGUUCGCACCCGCAAGGAAAUCACACAGACUCAAGAUUUCGCUAUUCAGAAAUUCGCCAAAGAUUUGCUCGAUACUGUUGAUAUUUUGGGUAUGGCUUUGCAAUCUGUGCCUGAGGGUCUCCGAAACAAGGAGGAGGCUGCUAAGCAAGAUCUUGAGAAGCUUGCCGAUCAAUUGAGCAACCUUUACACUGGUGUUUCUAUGACCGAGUCGGAAUUGUUGAAGGCCUUGAAGCGACAUGGUGUUGAGCGUUAUAACCCAGAAGGUGAAGUUUUCGACCCCAACAAGCACCAAGCUCUUUUCCAGGCACCUAUGCCUGACAAGGAAGCUGGUACUGUCUUCUCUGUCCAAAAAUUCGGCUUCAUGAUCAAGGACCGUGUCUUGAGACCCGCACAGGUUGGCGUGGUUUCCGACCAACAGUAACUCCUCAAUCCACCCCAUGUCCAUAUCAAGUUCUAAUAACUCACUCGAAAUAUCUCCUCCCCCCCUUCCCUGUUCAAAUUCCUCUCUUCUUGUUGCCCUUUUGCUAAUUAUACUUUGCAAAUAUUGUAUAGAAGUUUGUUGUUUUUAUAGAAAUUUUGUGCAACUGCUGGCAUAUUCCAAUGGUUGGUGAAUGCAAAAUACCAAAGAUCUUACACUAAAGAAAAAGAGAAAACAAACAUUCACCUUUAAUGUACCAUG